Messenger RNA from Closterium sp. NIES-67, 296 nucleotides. NCBI's taxonomy places the organism in Eukaryota, Viridiplantae, Streptophyta, Zygnematophyceae, Desmidiales, Closteriaceae. The record is from the annotation of a GenBank genome assembly.
UGCUGAGUGGCCGAUGAGAACGAGAGAGUACCAGGGGCCGUGUGGGGGGAGAGAGGGGCGGGAUGAGGAGGAGGAGGAGGAGGAGGAGGAAGAGGAGGAGGAGGAGGAGGAGGAGGAGGAGGAGGAGGAGGAGGAGGAGGAGGAGGAGGAGGAGGAGGAGGAGGAGGAGGAGGAAGCGGAGGAGGAGGAGGAGGAGGAGGAGGAGGAGGAGGAGGAAGAGGAGAAGAGGGAGAAGAGGGGGGAGGAAACGGGGACAUCGAACAAGUAUUAAUGACAAUGCAUCACGUGUCAUGUGU